AGGCUGCUGAACAUUCAUCAAAAGUACAAUCCAUGGAGAGUGAACUGGCAAAGUCACAAGACGAUAUGGAGAAAAUGAGAAAACAACGUGCAACAGAGACUGCUGAUCAUUCAUCAAAAGUACAAUCAAUGGAGAGUGAACUGGCAAAGUCACAAGACGAUAUGGAGAAAAUGAGAAAAGAACAUGCGACAGAGACUGCUGAACAUUCAUCAAAAGUACAAUCCAUGGAGAAUGAACUGGCAAAGUCACAAGACGAUAUGGAAAAAAUGAGAAAACAACAUGCAACAGAGGCUGCUGAACAUUCAUCAAAAGUACAAUCCAUGGAGACUGAACUAGCAAAGUCACAAGA
Owenia fusiformis is the source of this 349-nucleotide messenger RNA. NCBI's taxonomy places the organism in Eukaryota, Metazoa, Annelida, Polychaeta, Sabellida, Oweniidae. The record is from the annotation of a GenBank genome assembly.